Messenger RNA from Eutrema salsugineum, 604 nucleotides. RefSeq lists its product as uncharacterized. The record is from RefSeq and is a predicted model, not a curated record. The transcript is spliced from 3 exons. The coding region runs from base 175 to 336 and encodes 53 amino acids. NCBI's taxonomy places the organism in Eukaryota, Viridiplantae, Streptophyta, Magnoliopsida, Brassicales, Brassicaceae.
GGUAUUCCAUUGAUAAGGCCCAUAUUAAGCCCAGUGAUACCUUUCAGAGAAGACGGAGACAAGGAAAGACUGUUCUUUCAUUCUACUCGCGAAUCUGAGACUUCGGAAGAUUCGAUCGAUUUUGGGGUUAGGGUUUUUCUCUCCCGACGAGCUGCUAAUUAUCUGAUCUGAUCAAUGGCGCCGCCUGCAGGACUUUACUCCGGUAGCAGCACUCUUGCUCUGGUGGCUCGUGCUUCAGCUUUCGGGCUGGGUCUCAUCUAUGGGAACGUGAAGCUCAAGGCUUUGAAGAUAAAGAAGAACUCACAGAUGAAGGCAGAAGCCAAGGCUCAUCACUAAACCAACUCUUCCUCUCCCUUCUCCAAUAAGAAGAUGAAGCCAAGUGACUGUUAUCUCCAGAUGUAGCUCUUACGUCAUGAACUAUAUCUCCCUCGGUGACAUUUUCUCGAUUUUUCUGUUUUCUUUUCCCUUGACGAAGAAGAGCAAAACCUUUUAUCUGAAAAAGCAAAAAUUAUAUACCAUUUUGGUUUAAACCCGAGUUCCAUUUUGGUGCUCUUCUGUUCAAUAAACACCAUCCGCUUUUCAUUUUAACCAGAUUGAUUAUGCA